Medicago truncatula (barrel medic) is the source of this 2614-nucleotide messenger RNA. RefSeq names its product DNA-directed primase/polymerase protein. Gene Ontology annotation, biological process: response to UV; error-prone translesion synthesis; mitochondrial DNA replication. The coding region runs from base 100 to 2097 and encodes 665 amino acids. NCBI's taxonomy places the organism in Eukaryota, Viridiplantae, Streptophyta, Magnoliopsida, Fabales, Fabaceae. The transcript has 14 exons. The record is from RefSeq and is a predicted model, not a curated record. Gene Ontology annotation, molecular function: chromatin binding; DNA-directed DNA polymerase activity. Gene Ontology annotation, cellular component: nucleus; mitochondrial matrix.
GAUUUUUUUUUUUUCUAUAUAAGCUGCUCUUUGCUGCAUUGUUUUGUACCAAAAAUACAUUGCAAGUUUGUUUGGGUGGUUCCUUACUUACAUUUGGUGAUGGAUAAGUCUAUACAUAAUUUGGAUGAUGUUGUUCCUGGUAGAAACGCUGAUGCCUGGAGAUUUGUUGUUCGAGUUAUUAGGUUGUGGGAAGUUCCAUUGUUUACCUCUAUUGAAAUGGUGCUUAUUGAUCAAAACGGGGUGAAAAUACAUGCUACUAUUCCCAAGCAGUUGAUGUAUCUUUUUCAGCACAAAUUGAUUGAGGGAAAAGUUUACAAGUUAUCAAACUUUACUGUCUUGCUAAACUCUGGUGCUUAUAGGACUACGCAUCAUACAUACAAACUAAUAUUCCAAAUGAAAACUAAGGUGGAGGAGUCCCAUGAUUAUGAAAUCUCAUUGAUUCCAAACCAUGGAUUAACUCUCACUGACAUUUCUCAGAUAACCAGCCGUACCCAAGACUAUGAAUAUUUAGUUGAUGUAAUUGGCUUAAUGACUGGUAUUUCUGCUGAGAGGGAGUUUGUUAGGGACGGAAAACUGACAAAGAUUCUUGUGAUUGAGUUAACUGAUCACAGUGGUAAAUGUGAGUGUACUUUAUUUGGCAAUUAUGUUGAUGAGUUGCAUAAACUGAUGAGUAAAGCUGUUGAAGGAUCCCCUGUAAUCGUUAUUCAGUUUGCUAAGGUUAAGAUAUUUAGGGGCAAAGCCUCAAUUCAGAAUGUCGUAGGGAGUACGACGAGAAUUUAUUUGAAUCCAAGUUUCCCGGAGGCACUGAAGUUUAAAGAAGGGAAGGAAGUCUGGUUUACGUUUUCGAAACAGAAUGAAGCAAUAAAGUUUGCCAAAGGACAAGAAGAUGUUCAUCUCUUUUGUUAUCAAGAUCACUUGAAUGGAUAUAGAAGGUUCCUUGUGACUACAUAUACAGAAUUCUGGCAAAGGUACAAAACCAUGGAUUCCAAAACCCGUCAUUUUUAUGAAGUGAUUCAAGAGGGUUUACCGUGCCACCUUUAUUUUGAUUUGGAGUUUAAUAGAAAAGUCAACGUAGGAAAGAAUGGAGACGAAAUGGUUAAUCUUUUGAUAUCAACAGUUCUAGAAGCCUUGCAUGAAAAGUAUGAAAUCCUUGGAGACCAGGAUUGGAUAGUCGAACUUGAUUCUUCAACUGAAGAUAAGUUCUCUCGUCAUCUAAUAAUUCGCAUACCGAAGGCUGCUUUCAAGGAUAACUCCCAUGCAGGUGCUUUUGUUUCAGAAAUAUGCUCAAGAAUUCUAAACGCAAGGGGGAAAGAUAAAAGCUAUGAAAAAUUGUUUAUUGCAAAAGAUUCAAUUACCAAUGAAUCGGUUGGACAACUUUUUGUUGAUAAUGCUGUAUAUUCUCGGAAUCGUUGUUUCCGUCUUCAUCUAUCUUCAAAGGCAGAAAAAACAUCAAUUCUUUUGCCGACGGAGAGAUUUAAGUGCAAGAACUUGGGACAGAGUGAAGAAGACAUAUUCAUGGCUUCCUUGAUAUGCAAUAUGGAUGUUGAUUGCGGGGAGCUUUUAGUCGGCAAACCAGACUCAGAUUGCGUGAAGACUCAGCAUUUUGAUACAAAGUUGAACUGUAACGUUGGAAACUCUGUCCAAAGUCAUCCAGAAUUUACAUUAAAUACUUGCACAAGUGAUGUUUCAACAACAUACUACAAGGGAAAGUCACCAUUCCCAUCUCUAGACGAAUUUAUAUUAUCCGUUGCCUCUAUGGGAAAUAUACCAGGAAAAAUUCACAGCUGGUAUUUAUACUCUGAAUCUGGAUUCAUGGUCUACAACAUGACAAAAAAUAGAUACUGCGAGCGAAUUGGAAGACAUCAUAAAAGCAAUAAUGUGAUGUACGUUGUUGAUCUAAGAAGGGAAGUUUAUUAUCAGAAAUGUCAUGAUCCUGACUGCAAAGGUUACCGAUCUUCCUCACGACCAAUUCCAGUUCAUGUGUUCUCCAAUUCUUCAGUUGUUAUUGGUUCAUCUGGAAUGUUAGAUUAUAAACAGCCAGUAGAAGAUGAGCAGGGACAUCAACCUGAUGAUAACAAGCCGAAUUCAGAAUGUUAGCAGCACAAUUCAGCUCGCCAAUAACGUGCCUUGUAAGUAUUGAUGAAUCUGUCCAUUUGUAUGAUACUCUACUCAUAAGGUCUCAUGGAUGAAAGGAGUUUCUGUGGCUCUCUACUUCUUGGAUCAUGAUUAGCUCCAGUGACUCAUGAUUGAAGCAAAAAAAGGGGUUUGUAGCACUUAUCCACAGAAACAUUGAGAAAAGAUUUUGAAAAGCAGCAAAGUUGGGGAGAAAAUGUGGAAAUUAGCUUAAUGUCCGAUGAAGGAAAAUGAAUUCAAGUGUUGGAGAUGUGGACUUCAGAUUUUGCACUGUCAGAACUAGUGUACGUCCCCGUGGAAGGGUUGUAGGGCCAUGCAGAAUGUUGCAUGAUUGUGCAAGCACAUUAAUACCUUUGCAUGAUCGAUUAAGGUGUGACCACUUUUAGACGGAUUUGGAUCCUCUACAACUGUUGCAAAUUGCAUCGCUGCAGCGAAAUCAUGAACAUUUUGGUCCCAUUUGGAUUCUCUCUUGCAGAAAAUA